AUGGGCAGAGAAUUAUCAUGUGGUGUCGAGUUCAUGCGAGGAGUAUUAUUAUUUUUCAAUGUUUUAUUUGUCAUUGUUGGCCUCGCUCUAAUUGGUCUUGGUAUUUACAUUAAAGUUGAUGACAAUUUUGCAUCAAUUCUCGAACAAUUAGCCAACGGUCAGAAGACUUUCGAGGGUCAAUCUCUUGGAUUUUUAGCUUUCGUUAUGAUCGGAGGUGGUGUUUUUACUCUUCUUAUUGCAUUGUUUGGCUGUAUGGGAGCCUUAUGGAAUAACCGUUGCUUAUUAUAUAUGUAUGCCUUAAUUCUUGCCUUGCUGAUGAUUUUGGAAUUAGUUGGUUUCAUUAUGGCAUUUGUAAACAAAGGCAAUCUUGAGAAAGAUUAUAAACAGUCCUUGUCCAAUGUUUUGCAGGCUGCUUUAAAAAAUAAUACGGUAUCAGUGUUGACGUCUUUUCAUAAAUUAGAAGACAUUUUGAAAUGUUGUGGUGCCUAUAAUAAAUCCGAUUAUAACAACUAUCCUGAAAUUCCAUUGUCCCAGCGAUGCAUGGAUCAUGAAGAUUCUCAAGGUUGUUCUGAUGCUAUUAUUGGACUUCUAAAGAAGUAUUUAGGAAUCAUCGCAGGGUCGUUGGGUGGGGUGUUACUAUUGGAAUUGCUCGGUUUAAUUGGCGCUAUUGUCUUGGCGAAAGCACUCAAAAAUAAACCUGAUAAUAUAGUAGUUCGAGGACCCCGAAGAAGAUAA
Adineta steineri is the source of this 735-nucleotide messenger RNA. NCBI's taxonomy places the organism in Eukaryota, Metazoa, Rotifera, Eurotatoria, Adinetida, Adinetidae. The record is from the annotation of a GenBank genome assembly.